AUGAGCUCUACGAAUUUCACUGGAGAGUUUCCUCGUUGCAUUGGACAUAUGCAAUCAUUAAAUGCAUUGCAUCUCUUCUUAUGCCAAUUCAUGGGAGAACUUCCAUCAUCUUUUUGGAACCUCACACAGCUUACUUAUUUGUGCAUCUCUUACAACAAUUUUUCUGGACAAAAUUCACCCUCACUUUCAAAUCUUCAAAAUCUCACUGUUCUAGAUUUUUCUCCUAAUAAUUUUAGUGGUCAAUUUCCUUCUGGGUGUUUUACCUUGCCAUCUUUGGAGAUUGUGGAUAUUUCUUCUAACCACUUCACUGGUCAAAUAGGUGAAAUAUCCUCUUAUUCAUUGGAGCCGCUUGAUGUGUGUGAAAACAAGUUGUACGGCUUAAUUCCAUUGUCAGUUUUUCAACUUCAAAACCUUACAUUUUUCAACCUUUAUCACAACUUUCUCAUUGGAAAUGUGUUGUUUCAUCAAUUGUCAUGGAUAAACAUGUAUUUCCUUGACUUAAGUUCCAACUUCCUUCAAGGAGAGCUCCUUUCUUCUAUUUGCAAUGCUAGCACACUUGAUAUUCUUAACUUGUCCCAUAAUCACUUCACAGGCACCAUUUCUCACUGUAUUAUCAGCUCUAGCCUUGCUCUUUCUAUAUUGGAUUUACAAAUGAACAGCUUCUCUGGCACCAUACUUGAAUCAUUUGAAGCUGAAAACAAUUUGAGAACCCUAAAUCUUAAUGGAAACUUGUUGGAAGGGUCAUUGCCUGAAUCUUUGGUCAAUUGCACAAGGUUAAAAGUAUUAGAUCUUGGUAACAAUGGCCUAGUGGAUGUAUUUUCCCAGUGGCUUCAAGCCCUUGAAGAAUUGCAGAACCAACUGGAAGGUUGCAUUCCUAAGGGCCAACAAUUUGGGACUUUCUCAAGUGAUUCCUUUAGUGGAAACAGUGAGUUGCGUGGUUUUUUACUUAUAAUUCCAUGCAUCAGCCACAAGGAAAGCCAGCCACCACUACCAAAUUUUGAAGUUGGAUUCGAAUUUAGAUGGAUACUUGUGGUGAUGGGGUAUGCAUGUGGAGUAGCAUUUGGAGCAACAAUGUUUCAAGUUCUGAUAUUUAUAGGUAAACCUCUAUGGAUUGCAAGUAUGGUGAAAGAUCUACCGAGAGAGGAACAGAAGGGCUAG
This is a messenger RNA of Prosopis cineraria, 1158 nucleotides long. RefSeq names its product receptor-like protein Cf-9. The record is from RefSeq and is a predicted model, not a curated record. The coding region runs from base 1 to 1158 and encodes 385 amino acids. Lineage: Eukaryota; Viridiplantae; Streptophyta; Magnoliopsida; Fabales; Fabaceae. The transcript has 2 exons. Gene Ontology annotation, molecular function: protein binding.